Messenger RNA from Xyrauchen texanus (razorback sucker), 5373 nucleotides. RefSeq names its product macrophage mannose receptor 1-like. The coding region runs from base 4176 to 5126 and encodes 316 amino acids. NCBI's taxonomy places the organism in Eukaryota, Metazoa, Chordata, Actinopteri, Cypriniformes, Catostomidae. The transcript is spliced from 6 exons. The record is from RefSeq and is a predicted model, not a curated record.
UCACGCAAAGUGAAGAAAAAGAAGCCGAUAAUAAAGCAGAUUGACUCAAUUAACGUAUUGGACGACUAUAAACACUGCAUAUAAUACUUAUGUUAAUAUUGUAUCUCAUGUCAUGUUUUUGUUGCGAAAAACAAGCAUAUCCUCAGUAAACUUGACUCAUAUAUACACACCAGUUUAAUUGAUGGAAUGUCCCUUACUUCAGCUAGCAUUGUCCCUUACUUCUCCUCGGAACUAACGCGAUAUGUGUAAGGAAUCAAUGUAAUACAAUUACUUACAAAUUUAAGCUAUUGCAAGUUGUUUUCAACAGGAAUUCUCUUGAGACCUGAUAUGCUCAGCGUCCUUUUAUUCUGAUUCAAGAACCAAAGUCCUGGUCUGAAGCCCAAUUGUACUGCAGAGAGAAACACCUCGAUCUGGACACUGUUCAAAGUGAUCAAGACAGAUCUUACAUACAGGAGGAAGCAAACUACAUUCAUUCUGUGGCCUGGGUUGGGCAUAAGCACUUGGCGUUGGUCUUGGAUAAAUGAGGCGAUGAUAAAUGAGGCGAUGAUAAAUGUCUCCUAUAUUUGAACAGAUAAUCAGAUUUCAGUCAUUUACUGUAAAAAAUAUGAAUGAGAUCACCCUGAAAAAUAAAUAAGUGUAUCCAGUUUGUUGUUACGAUAAGGAUUGUUGUGUAGUCUCUAAAGUAUGUACUGUAAGUAUUCUUGAAAAUAUUAUUGUUUAUGUUUCUCCAAUAUUAAAUUAGGAGAAAACAAACUGAGACUGGCUGUGAAAUCAGGUGAUGAUUUGAAUGAAUCUGCAGUGAUGGCAGCUGUAGAGAUUUAGGUGAAUGAGCUAUUUUGCAGUGGACACUGGAUACACUGUGACAUGGAGAGUCAAUUCCGAUGGAAAAGUUUUCCACAAGAUAAAAUUGUCAAACAAGAGAAGACCACAUGUGAAGAAUGACUGUCCACCAUUUUGCUCCUAUCUUGUACUUUAUAAUUGUUUAUUGUUUUAUUGAAAAUUGAAAGAUGUUUAGUCAUGCUCAUACAUGCAUUGGUUUUAUUUUGCAAAAAUUUACCUUAUACUAUAUUUACAGUACAAAAAUUGUGUAAUAAGCAGUGUUGGGUAAGUAACUCAAAAAAUCACAUUACUGAUUAAUUUACUGUUACAUUUUCUUUCUUAAACAUUUUCACAGAAAAGGUUGUGUAUUUACACAUCAAAUUCAAAAUAAUGUUCAAAUUUCCUCGUUCAUUGUCACGCAUGAGUUCUACAAUCAGCACCGCACAUUAACAAUGAUUCAUUAAGGGUGUAAGCCCUUCAACUGUCACAGAAAUGCAAAGAAACCUGCUUACGAAUAUAAUUCAUGUUUUAUUUUUUCCAGUCUCUUUAUUUGUUUUUCCAAGCUAGUGACAUUCGCAUAAACAAAGUGAUGUACAGAUAAGUAAUAACAGAAGGAGCUACAAACCCAUUUACUGGACCUUCCACACACCUGUCUUCAGGUCCCUAUAGCCCACCCACAAAAAAGAAAACAAAAACCCAGCACUCAUACUCGCCGCACACACACACACACACACACACACCAGGAUAGAAGAGACAGAAUAGACAAAUCCAAAAAAAAUUAAAAAUAACAUACAGGAAGGGAAGGAGGGGAUUAGCUCAGGGCUCAGUUAAGACUGGUCAGUUUCUUCAUUGAUAUCUAAUGUGUUGACAUGGGCUAAAAAGGGAUGCCAGAUUUUGCAGAAAGUCUUAAAGGAGCCUCUUAUAGAAUACCUGAUCUUUUCAAGCCUUACAUAUUGCAGUACCUCAACAAUCCAUUUGUUAUGUGUGGGAGGGGAGGAGUGAGUCCAUUAAGAAGAAUGAGCCUCCUAGCGAGGAGUGUGGUAAAUGCAAUCACCUGCUUUGUGGUUUUGGACGUGAUGAGUGUGGGAGAGAUUCCAAAGAGGGUGGACAGGUUUGUCUAGGACUGAGCUAAUUGUACCAAAUACUGCAGACUAGAAAGUGUCGAAAGUAGUCGGCAGGCGAUUGAUUACACCUGUUGCACUUAUCAGUUCUAUCGGGGUAUAUUCUAGCUAAUCUUGCAUUUGUAAGGUUGGCUCUGUGUAGAAUCUUGCACUGUAUAAGGCUGUGUCUUGCACAUAUCGAAGAGAAGUGUACACGGUCUAAUAUCUGCUCCCAUUUCUCAUCUGCUAAAGUGACACCGAGAUCCUGGCUCCAAGUAGUCCUUAGGGCGUCCAAAAUUUGUGUUCCAGAAUGGAAGUCUACUAAUGUUGCAGCCCCAGUAGUAGUGACAAAGGUUUGGCAAAGCUAGUCCUCCCUUAGACCUAGAGAGUUGAAGGACUGUUCUCCUAAUGCGAGCACGCCCUCCUCAUCAUAAGAAAGUGUGUGUUAACUGGCCUAGAGAAGAGAAAAAUGACUUGCUUAUAAGUAUGGGAAUGUUUUGGAAGGCAUAAAGAAACUUGGGCAGUACCACCAUUUUCACCAGGUUGACCCGCCCCAUUAGUGAAAGAGGGAGGGAGGACCAUCUGGUAAAAUCUGAUUUACACCAAUCUAAAAGCAGGCUGAAAUUUUUGGCAAAAAGCUCUUGGGAUGAGUUGGUAUUUCAACAAAACAGAAGUACUAAUGAUUGGACCAAAAACCUCUAAAAAUAAGCCGCAAAAAUAUAAUUUGACUCUCAAUGGAUAUACUGUUACGUUGACUUCUUCGCUUUAGUUAGGUCUGCCGAAACCAGAAACAUCCAUCAUGACCUAUAUAUUGUGUAUAAAAGUCUAUAACUGCAUUAACAUCAUUUAGAUGCCAGAUGUUGAGCACUUAUUGGCUGCUUUUCUUUAUUAGUCAGAUCAUCCAUUAAAAAUAAAUAAAUAUAUACAUUUAAUACAAUUUUAGUUUUGUAAUUAAAUUAAUUAUUAUGUUGGCAGAAUUAUAUUUUUGUCUACAAAACUCUUUUCAAACCUUUAAGCAUAAGCCUUCAGAUCAAAAGAUUUUUAAGAGCAAGAGAAACAUUUCUGUCAAGUGUUUCAAAACUUUUGAACAGCAGUGUAAUUUGUUGUGUUGCAUGUUAUAGCUCGCAGCUAGCUUAUGAAGCAGAACAUUUAUUUUCAUUACACGCAAAUUAGCUUUUUUUUUUAGCUUUAAUUGGAUCUGUAAUUAUCCCAGAGCAACCAAGUACAUUUUCCUAAUAUGAGAUUUAUUUGCCCCUGUCCCUGUAAUGACCUCAACUUCCAUUGUUCCAGCCUGAAACUUACACCAUUGGUUGAGCCAAUGUUCCUGUAUUUUGCUGCCUAACAAUGAGAGCAACGUUUUACAAAAUAGCCAUAGAUUCUUACACCUUUCGAGGGGAAUCAACCAUUGAAUGGCUUACUCAUUGCUGACAAUGCACAUUAAGCGUGGAUGUAGUGAUUUUAAAAUACAAACUAUAAGUCAGUGGUGAAAAAAUGAAUUCUGACAUGCGCAAUUUCAGAUGAGCUCACAUUUCUCCAUGCUUUGCAAUGCCAUUUGACUGAACAGUCUCAUAUUGCAAGCAAAAUCAGAAUGUAAAUCAGUCAUGUAAGACAAAUGGUUUUGCUUAGAAUGUCACACACAGAUGCAAAGAUAGUUAAAGGCAAGUUAAAUAAAAUGUAGAGAGUAAAAACUGAAUAUACUGGUAAGAAACAGACGCUUCGGCAGUCGGAUCCAUUUGACCAUCAGUCCUGUUAAUUUUUUCAGGUAAAUUGAGAAAUUGGAAUUUGUUGUGAUUGCAAUUCAAUAGAGAUGUUGUUUCUGCUUUAAUCUUAAAAGAUUUGAUUGUGCAAAGUAAAGGCACUGGCAAUUUUUCUAAUGAUCAUAUGCACACAAAUACAGUAUAGGCAAAAUUUAAGAUAAGGUAUUUUAAUCUUUUGAAAGCCCAAACUACUAUACAAUUUAAAUUAUGCAAGUAGAGUCAGAUUUGGUAUGGCACUGCAAUCCCUCUCUUUUGUAAUGUAUUAUAUGAUGAGUGUGUUGGCCUUUGCUUUCAUUAAGCAAAUUGGUUGCUUAAUCCACUGAUGAAGUCUUUACACAUAUAGUAUUUUAUAAAAACUCAAGAGUACAAAGUAAUCUGCAAUUCUAGACUCUUAAGAACAUGUAGUGUUUGUGGGCACAGUCGAAAAACUUAAAUUGAAAGAAAUUAACCAUGUUUUAUUUAUUUCAGUGAACAAACCUGUGUGCAACUAUCAGAAGACAUGAUCCAGAUUCAACUUCUGUUUUUGCUAGAGAUCCUCUUGAAGACCUCAUGCACCCAACAUCCAUUUAUUUUAAUCCAAGAACCAAAGUCCUGGACUGAAGCCCAACUGCACUGCAGAGAGAAACAUCUCGAUCUGGCCACUGUUCAAAGCGAUCAAGACAGAUCUUACAUACAGGAGGAAGUGAACGGCAUGAACUUAUCUGAUGCCUGGGUUGGACUCUACAAAGAUGUGAGCACUUGGCGUUGGUCUUUUAAAAAUGAAGUGAUAAAUUAUCAGAAGUGGGAUAUUUGGGAGCCGAACAUGGACAGUGGGCAAGAGGCCUGUGCAUUUUUAAAAAGCAGUGGACGAUGGCACGAUGCAGACUGUCAAAAUUUAAAAUAUUUUUUAUGCUAUGAUGAAAAUGAUAUGUGGAAAUGGAAGUACAUUAGAACUGGAAUGACCUGGCAUGACGCUCAACAGUACUGCAGAACACACCACACAGACCUGAUGAUGAUUUCAGAUGAUGCUGUGAACAUAAUACUUGUCUCCAAAAUAUUUUGGGAUGGGGAGGCCUGGAUCGGUUUGUCAAGAAGCUUUUGGCAGUGGUCAGAUCAGACUCAAGUGUCAUGGCCUUCUAUGAAAUGGAUUGCAGGACAGCCUGAUAAUGGCAAUGAGGAGUGUGCAUAUGUCCAUAACGAUGGGUUGAUCGCUGACGACUCAUGUUCAGUUCAACAUCCUUUCUUCUGCACUCAAAUAAGGAAAAAGCUGUUUGUGAGAGUGGCCAUGAAAUCAGGUGGACCUUGUAAUGAAUCUGCAGUGAUGGAAGCCAUAGAGAAGAAGAUAAAUCAGACACUAGUGGACUCUGGAUCCAUUGUUAUAUGGAGAGUGCAAUCUGAUGAAAAGAUCUUCCAUGAGAUGGAAAAUAUUGAACGAGAGAUGACAACAACAAACCAAAUAUGUGAAAAAUAACUGCUAUUUUUGUGCUGUCGUCCUACAUUUCUCUCUUUCUUUCUUUCUUUAUUUCUUUUUCUUUCUUUCUUUCUGUUUAAAGCAAAAGCAUGCUUGAAAAUAACUGUAAUGCUAGUGGCAUUUUAAUAAUGACAUUUUAUCUUCAUUUUAUCAUUGUUUCAUUAAAGACUGAAGUAUAUUGUUUAGUGCUUAUCUCUGCAUUUAUUGUAUUCUGCUCUAAAUGUAUUUUAUUCUUUAUUAGUGCUGU